CCCCGGGGAACCCGGAUCGGUUGCGCGGCCUCAUUUGUGCCUAUUGAGGAGGCCCCGCCCCUCCACGUCGUUGGGGUCCCUGGACACCGAGUUUUCCUCCCCGGGUCCUGGCAUCGGCCCCGCGCCCGGGUAUCACCGUGCAGGGUCGGGCGUCGCGGAGUCCGGACCUGGGGCGGAGCGGGCUGCGUGUGGCCGCCUAGGGGGCACCUAGGGGGCCGCGGGAUCGGCUUCUCCCCCACCUGGGGAGGCCGCAGGCGGAAGCUCACAAAGGGCUGGCGUACAGGCAGCGAGGAGCAGACGAGAGGCGGCCACCGUGGGACUCGGGGCCAUGGCUGAGCUGCUGCGGACGAAGGCCAGAAAACCACAACACUGCUCACUUCGUCCUGUGGCCUUUCUCCUGACCAUGCUCUUCUUGGUCUUCUUUGGGGAUGAUGGACAGGCCAUCCCAGGACCGCCCUCCUCAACAAUGGCCUUUGGUGGCUCUCCACAGCGCUGGUGUCCUGAGCCCGAGAACGCCGAUGCUGGCAACCAGGCAGGAAGGAGCAGGUGAAGCUGCUGGAAAACCGACCAGCCUGUAUGUUGUGACAUUACAGAGGUACAGUGUCUUCAAGGGGCACCUCCCCAUCAGGUGCCUGCCCUCCAGCCCAAAUGGGAUGGUUUAUCCCCAGCCCAAGGUGCUAACACCCUCUAGGAAAGAUGUCCUUGUCCUGACCCCUUGGCUGGCCCCCAUCGUCUGGGAGGGGACCUUCAACAUCGACAUCCUGAAUGAGCAGUUCCAGGUCCAGAAUGUCACCAUUGGACUAACCGUGUUUGCCAUCAAAAAGUACGUGGUCUUCCUGAAGCUCUUCCUGGAGACGGCGGAGGAGCACUUCAUGGUGGGAUACAAGGUCAACUACUACGUCUUCACGGACCGGCCGGCCGACGUGCCGCGCGUCCCCCUGCGGGGAGGCCGCCGGCUGGUCGUCCUCCAGGUCCCGGGCGCCGCGCGCUGGCAGGACGUGUCCAUGCGCCGCAUGGAAACGAUCAGCAGCUUCUGCGCGCAGCGCUUCCUGCGCGAGGUGGACUUCCUGGUGUGCGCGGACGUGGACAUGCGCUUCCGCGACCACGUGGGCGUGGAGAUCCUCUCGCAGCUCUUCGGCACGCUGCACCCCGGCUUUUACGGGGCCGCCCGCGAGGCCUUCACCUACGAGCGCCGGCCGCAGUCGCAGGCGCACAUCCCCCGGGACCAGGGCGACUUCUACUACAUGGGGGCCUUCUUCGGGGGCUCGGUGGCCGAGGUUCACCGCCUCACCACCGCCUGUCACCAGGCCAUGAUGGCCGACUGGGCCAACGGCAUCGAGGCCGUCUGGCACGACGAGAGCCACCUGAACAGGUAUCUGCUGGACCACAAGCCCACCAAGGUGCUGUCCCCGGAGUACAUGUGGGACGAGCAGCUGCUAGGCUGGCCGGCCAUCGUGAAGAAGCUGAGAUACGUGGCCGUCCCCAAGGACCACCAGGAAAUCCGGCACCGCUGAGGGUAUGCGGGGAAGGGCUGAGGGAGGGCGUGGGGGCUCCCCAGUCUCCCUCUGCCUGCAGCCCGGACCGGAACCAGCGGCUGGAGAACAACUGCGCUUCCCUUUUCUGUCCUGAGGAAAAUUGUUGAGGCCUAGCGUUGCCCCCCACCUCCCAGCACCACCAGCCCGGACCCCCACCUCAUACACAGGCAUACACAACGCAGGCCCCAUUCCCGUGGGCACAAGUGCCUGGAGUUGCCCACUGGGUGCCAUCAGCUGCCCACUGGGUGCUCCUCGGGCCCAACAGCUGGGAUGAGGCAGGUGGUCCCGGCCCCUCCUGACAAACAAGGGGUCCCAGACGAAAUCCCUUCCAGAGCAGAAGGGAGGCGCCUGCUCCAUAGUCACAGUGGGUCUUGGGGACACAGCUCCUGCUUUAGGCCGGAUCCCUUCCUCCUCACAGGAGAGGAAGUUGAGGCCAGAUCAGGACUCUUGACUGCGGCCUGGCUCCCCUGUCCAGCCCCAGGCACUACCCACAGGGAGCCCCGUUUGCCUAUCACCUCAGGCCACUCGGUUCCCUCUGGAGUUGCCAGUUCCCAGAACUGAAAACUAAUAUUUUUGGAUAGUAAUAGGAAGUUGCCAAUUAUCAAGAAAACCUGUGUCUUUUACUUAAAAAUGAUUUCUGUGCUCUCCAGCGAGGCCUUCUUCUGGCCUGAAAUGCUGCCUUUUCUUGGCCUGUUUUUCCCGUCCCCUGCCAAGACAGGGAAGUCACACACUAGUGCCCUUCUUUCUCUUCUGUGGUUGGUAAAUUUUCAUAAUUUCUGGGUGCUUUGCAGCUGCAGAAGGCUCCGAUUUUAUGCAGCCAGGACUAUCCGUCUGCAGAGCCUGUCAUCUUCCCCACUUCUGUUCACUAAACAUGAAUUCCCCGUCCCCUCCCCCAGCCCUGGCGCCCACCGUUCUCCUUCUGGUCUGUACGCAUCUGACACUUCUCAGUCUCUGGCAUGAGUGGAGUCCUC
Messenger RNA from Rhinolophus ferrumequinum (greater horseshoe bat), 2506 nucleotides. RefSeq names its product ABO, alpha 1-3-N-acetylgalactosaminyltransferase and alpha 1-3-galactosyltransferase (gene ABO). Gene Ontology annotation, biological process: carbohydrate metabolic process. The record is from RefSeq and is a predicted model, not a curated record. NCBI's taxonomy places the organism in Eukaryota, Metazoa, Chordata, Mammalia, Chiroptera, Rhinolophidae. The transcript has 7 exons. The coding region runs from base 429 to 1514 and encodes 361 amino acids. Gene Ontology annotation, molecular function: glycoprotein-fucosylgalactoside alpha-N-acetylgalactosaminyltransferase activity. Gene Ontology annotation, cellular component: Golgi apparatus; membrane; vesicle.